AUGUCCACAACACAGCUACUGAUCACUGCACUACUGACGAUCUUGCUUUACCGCGCCACGGCCGCGCAGAGCUGGGAUCGCGCAUACAUUAAGAACUUUUUACUGCCAAUCAUGCAGUACGUACAACCGCAGGAAAUCGCUUGGUUCAUUAGCGAACAGCUCAGCAAAUCGAUAUACGUUGAUCUCGAAGAAUUUAUAGUGGAUUUCGAUGGCGAACUCAAGCUAACGCAAACGGUAGUGACGCACCGCGCCGACAAGCCUUUUGUCGCAACAGAAAUGAAGAAAACUAUAAUCUCUAUAGUUUUUACCACCGGACCCGAUGAUGCCAUUAUGGACGCACACGAUCGUGCGCUACUAAGUCGUCACAACACACUCAGCUUUGUCAUUAUGUUGGAGAAAAUACCAGAUUUUGGUGUUGUUGUACAAUUUUUGCAAGAUCUCGAGCGACAUAAAUUUCAAAAUCCCUUGCUGUACUACGUCAGCGAUGAUGGACGCAAUCACGUUUACAGUUAUACGGUAUUUCCGAGCUUUGAAAUUAUAAAUCGUGCCAACUACCUUGAGGAAUUGUCAACAGAUUAUACACGCUCUGUGGCUGGCGGUUUGGAUACCUUUGGAUACAAAAUAUGUACUCCACUACGGCAAGAUUUGCCGGGCGUAUUUCAUGCUCCGAACGCAUCCAGCAAAAUCGCGACUUGGCAGGGUAGCACUUUCAGUUUGCUCAAACUCUUUGCGGAUUAUAUUAAUGCGACGCUGGUGAGUUAUGAAAUGCCGAAAGAUCGGCUGGGUGGCAAUGUCAUCGACAUGAAGGCCGCCAUGGAUCUGUUGCGUCACGAUGAGAUUACUUUUCUAGCGCAUGCUUACGCCUUAUUCUAUGAGGAUGACGACAUUAGCUUGAGCUAUCCCAUAGGUGUGGUGCGGUGGUGUCUGAUGGUGCCGAUUUGGAAUAGUGUUACAACGAUAUUUUAUCCAUUGGAACCGUUCGAUGAGCUCACUUGGUGGUGUAUAAUUGUGGUUUUCGGUGCCUUGCUGUUGGUGCAGACCUUAUGUUGUCUUCUACAAGGUACACAUGAGUUGGCGGCACGUUUAAGUGAUGGCAUUCUGCGUAGCUUCUGCUUGAGUACGGGCAUGAGUGCUCCCAGCUUGAUGGCGGCACCAAAUGUUUUGGAUUUUUUCAUUUUUACCACAUUUUUCUUUUAUGGUUUCUUUCUCACCGCCAACUAUACCUCAUUACUGGGCAGCAUACUAACGGUCACUUCAUUUCGUGCGCAAUUCAACUCGAUGGAUGAUCUUAUAACGGCAAAUCUCACUGUGCUCAUUAUCGAUUAUGAAUUGGAGUUUCUGCACUCAAGUGGCCUAGCGCUACCAGCGAAUUUCUCACGUCUCAUCCAACCAGUGGAUGCGGCCACAUUCAUCAAACAUCAGUACGACCUCAAUACGAGCUUUGCGUACUUUGUGACCGAGGAAAAAUGGCACUUUCUCGACUUGCAGCAACAGUAUCUGAAGCCAGGCAUCUUCAAGUUCAGCAACAUUUGCUUUGGUUCAUUCUUUCUGGCCUUCCCCAUGAAGCGUGAUUCGCUCUUCUAUCGCAGUCUACAGUACUAUACGUUUCGCAUGCAUUCUUCUGGUUUAAUGCAUCAUUAUGAGCGUACUGCCUUCGAUUAUGCAACACAUGCGGGUCUAGUCAAGCGUUUGGCUCAAAAUGCGGAGUACACUUCGGCAGGCAUGCAACAUUUGACUGUCGUAUUUCUCAUGCUCAUUACGAUGUAUGCGGUGGCUUUGCUUGUUUUUCUGCUUGAACGUUUAUGUCAUAGACUCAUCGAGAGCACUGUCUUACAGAAAAGUGCGCUGCUCUCACUCAGGAGUACCGCAGAGUGUGUUAAGAAGUAG
This is a messenger RNA of Zeugodacus cucurbitae (melon fly), 1887 nucleotides long. RefSeq lists its product as uncharacterized. The transcript has a single exon. The record is from RefSeq and is a predicted model, not a curated record. Bases 1 to 1887 code for a protein of 628 amino acids. NCBI's taxonomy places the organism in Eukaryota, Metazoa, Arthropoda, Insecta, Diptera, Tephritidae.